UUACGUUGUCAAACACAAAGCCAAAAACAAAACCAGAGAAGCCAAAGUAAAAGAUGGUAGACACAAUCGUCCUACUCCCAGCUCCAGGCAUGGGCCACAUUAUCUCCAUGGUUGAGCUUGGCAAGCUCAUCCUACGCCACUACGCCCACAAAUUCUCCAUCUCCGUCGUCAUCACCACCGGCUCCGAUUGGGACACCCCAAGCAUCCCCGCCUACAUCCACCAUGUCUCCCAAUCCAAUCCCUCCAUCUCCUUCCACAGCCUACCCUCUGUCUCCGUUGACACCACCCAAACUCGCAGCUCCGCCGCCAUAGCAUUCGAGUUUAUCCGCCUCAGCUUAGCCCAUGCCCCACAUGUACUCCAACAAAUCUCAAAAUCAUCUACUAUUCGUGCCCUUAUCAUCGACGUUUUCUGCACCUCGGUGUUUCCCAUAGCCAAAGAUCUCAACCUUCCUGUUUAUUAUUUCUUCACUUCUGGUGCUUAUUGUCUCGCUGCCCUGUUAUACCUUCCCAAGAUCCAUGAGCAAACAACCGAGAGCUUCAAGGACCUCACCACAACUGAGCUUCACUUCCCAGGAAUGUCGUCACCGUUGAAAGCAACACAUAUGAUUGAACCAACACUCGACCGUGACGACCCUGCUUAUUGGGACAUGCUCUACUUCUGUUCACAUCUUCCAAAAUCGAAUGGGAUUAUAGCUAACACGUUUGAGGACCUGGAGCCAAAAGCCUUAAAGAUCAUUGCUGAUGGUGCGUGCGUUCCUGAUUCGCCAACUCCGCCGGUUUACUCAAUAGGUCCUCUGAUUGCUCACUCAGAAGAGCCAGCAGGUGAUGAUGGAAAUAAAGGUGAUAGAGCGCCUGAGGAUGAAUGUUUGUCGUGGCUUGACAGCCAACCGAGUAGAAGUGUUGUGUUCUUGUGCUUUGGCAGCCGAGGAACGUUCUCGGUGGCGCAAGUGAAAGAGAUAGCCCGUGGGUUGGAAAGGAGUGGGCAGAGAUUCUUGUGGGUGGUGAAAAAGCCACCACACGGUGAGAAAAGCAAGCAGGCUGAGAAUUUUGCUGCAGAGUUCGAUUUGGAGGGUAUGUUGCCGGAAGGAUUCCUGGAGAGAACCAAAGAUAAGGGGAUGGUGGUGAAGAAGUGGGCACCCCAAGGGGGUGUGCUGAGAAAAGAAUCAGUUGGGGGGUUCGUGACUCACUGUGGGUGGAACUCGGUGUUGGAGGCAGUGGUUGCAGGAGUGCCGAUGCUGGCUUGGCCGCUCUUCGCCGAGCAGCACCUGAACAAGAACGUUUUGGUGAAUGAUAUGAAGAUGGCUAUUGAUUUGGAGCAGAGGGAGGAUGAUGGGUUUGUGAGUGGGGAUGAGUUGGAGAGAAGGGUUAGGGAGUUGAUGGAGUCGGAACAGGGGAGAGAGCUCAGAGAAAAAAGUUGGAAGAUGAGAGAAAUGGCUUUGGCUGCUUUGGGAUCAGCAUCUGGUUCGUCUUCCAGAGCCCUGACCAAGUUGGUUGAGGCACUUGGAUAGUGUUUGAAGUAAUUGAAAAAUGUGAUGGAUAGGAAAAUGUAAUUGAGCAGGAGCUUCAGUUUUUUUUUCCUCUUUUUAAGAUUAGAAAAAGAAAAUGAAAAAACAAAAAAGGAAAAAAACUCAAGCCACGUAGGCUUGAGUGUAAGAUGGGGGUAGAGUUGAAGUAAGAAUAACAUAUCCCUAGUGUAUUUUCGAUUCUUAUCAGAAAAUAAGUGGUUUAUAUGUUCA
Molecule: messenger RNA, 1736 nt
Organism: Alnus glutinosa
Lineage: Eukaryota; Viridiplantae; Streptophyta; Magnoliopsida; Fagales; Betulaceae
Product: UDP-glycosyltransferase 88F5-like
Exons: 1
Coding region: 54-1508 (484 amino acids)
Molecular function (GO): UDP-glycosyltransferase activity
Source: RefSeq, a predicted model, not a curated record